AUUUUGCUGGAGGAGCUUGCCAAUAGUGAUCCCAAGUUAGCCCUCACUGGUGUCCCUAUAGUGCAGUGGCCAAAAAGGGAUAAGCUUAAAUUCCCCACCCGUCCAAAGGUGCGGGUUCCCACCAUCCCCAUUACAAAACCUCAUACCAUGAAGCCAGCUCCACGGUUAACACCAGUGAGGCCUGCAGCUGCCUCUCCCAUUGUGUCAGGAGCCAGACGGAGAAGAGUGCGUUGUCGGAAAUGCAAAGCCUGUGUGCAAGGAGAGUGUGGUGUUUGCCACUACUGCAGGGACAUGAAGAAGUUCGGGGGCCCUGGACGCAUGAAGCAGUCCUGUGUCCUUCGACAGUGCUUGGCACCCAGACUGCCUCACUCAGUCACAUGUUCCCUCUGUGGAGAGGUAGAUCAAAAUGAAGAGACACAGGACUUUGAGAAGAAACUCAUGGAAUGCUGUAUCUGCAAUGAGAUCGUUCAUCCUGGCUGCCUGCAGAUGGAUGGAGAAGGGUUGCUUAACGAGGAAUUGCCAAAUUGCUGGGAAUGUCCAAAGUGUUACCAGGAGGACAGCUCAGAGAAAGCCCAGAAGCGGAAAAUGGAAGAGAGCGAUGAGGAAACUGUGCAAGCCAAAGUCCUGAGGCCCCUGCGGAGCUGCGAGGAGCCCCUCACGCCCCCACCUCACUCACCCACUUCCAUGCUGCAGCUCAUCCACGAUCCGGUCUCCCCCCGGGGUAUGGUGACUCGGUCAUCCCCUGGGGCUGGCCCCAGCGACCACCACAGUGCCAGCCGCGAUGAGCGCUUCAAACGGCGGCAGUUGCUGCGGCUACAGGCCACAGAGCGCACCAUGGUACGGGAAAAGGAGAACAAUCCCAGCGGCAAAAAGGAGCUGUCUGAAGUUGAGAAAGCCAAGAUCCGGGGAUCGUACCUCACUGUCACGCUACAGAGGCCCACCAAAGAGCUCCACGGGACAUCCAUUGUGCCCAAGCUGCAGGCCAUCACGGCCUCCUCUGCCAACCUUCGCCAUUCCCCCCGUGUGCUAGUGCAGCACUGCCCAGCCCGAACCCCCCAGCGUGGGGAUGAGGAGGGACUGGGGGGAGAGGAGGAGGAAGAGGAGGAGGAGGAGGAGGAGGAAGAUGACAGUGCAGAGGAGGGGGGUGCGGCCAGACUGAAUGGCCGGGGCAGUUGGGCUCAGGAUGGAGACGAAAGCUGGAUGCAGCGGGAGGUCUGGAUGUCUGUCUUCCGCUACCUCAGCCGCAGAGAACUUUGUGAAUGUAUGCGAGUGUGCAAGACGUGGUAUAAAUGGUGCUGCGACAAGAGACUUUGGACAAAAAUUGACUUGAGUAGGUGUAAGGCCAUUGUACCCCAGGCUCUCAGUGGCAUCAUCAAGAGGCAGCCAGUUAGCCUCGACCUCAGUUGGACCAACAUCUCCAAAAAGCAACUGACAUGGCUGGUCAAUAGGCUUCCAGGACUAAAAGACCUCCUCCUAGCAGGCUGCUCCUGGUCUGCUGUCUCUGCCCUCAGCACCUCCAGCUGCCCCCUUCUCAGGACCCUUGAUCUUCGGUGGGCAGUAGGGAUCAAGGACCCUCAAAUUCGGGACUUGCUGACUCCACCAGCCGAUAAACCAGGUCAGGACAAUCGCAGCAAGCUCCGGAACAUGACUGACUUCCGGCUGGCAGGCCUUGACAUCACGGAUGCCACGCUUCGGCUCAUCAUCCGCCAUAUGCCCCUCCUGUCUCGGCUGGACCUCAGUCACUGCAGCCACCUUACUGACCAGUCCUCCAACCUACUCACCGCUGUCGGGUCUUCCACUCGUUACUCCCUCACAGAGCUCAAUAUGGCAGGUUGCAAUAAAUUAACAGACCAGACCCUGAUCUACCUACGGCGCAUUGCCAAUGUCACCUUGAUCGACCUUCGAGGAUGCAAGCAGAUAACUCGAAAAGCCUGUGAGCACUUCAUCUCAGACUUGUCUAUCAACAGCCUGUACUGCCUGUCUGAUGAGAAGCUGAUACAGAAGAUCAGCUAAGACACACCCAGCCUGAACUCAUCAGGAAACUGAUCUUCCCCAGCCUUCCUACCGAGGAGAGCCUUUCCCUGCUCCAAGGCCAGCGUCAUACUCCCUCUCUGCUCUCCUGCCUCUGAGCCCUUCUCCCACAGGUGGGGCAGAGAGGGUGAUGGACACCAGGCUUACCCGCCUGCUUCUCUCCCUCCCAAGGAAAAGAGAGCAGCAGUGGAUCCAAGGGAAAGCACAGGCUGUGCUGUCGCGGUGCCCGCCCACUUGCUCACAUGCCAGGAGGCUGGGCUCUCAGUUUGAGGGCUUGUGCAGCCUUCACCUGCACUGGGCCCAGGGCCCCUCCUGUCCACUUGUGGUCCCCAGCAGUGCCUGGUUCUGAGCAAACUCCAGGGAAGAAAGUGGCCCUGCCUCGGUGGCCAUGUUCUCCUCACGGUGUCCAGUCCGUGUCUCCCUGUCAUACUCUCCCGGCUUUUGCAGGAGGGGCCUGUAGCCCCAGGACACCAAGCCUGGCAGGUCCCACUGGUGCUGUCAAGAUGUCCGAAGCCUCACACCCAACAUCUGCGCUCACUCUCAUUUCCUGUCCUCGAGCUUGAUGCUGUUCACUGCUCGUGCUCAUUCACAUAAUGCAGCUCCCACCUUCCUACCUGCCCCUCCCAACUUUCCCACCAGUCUCUGUGAGGUCCUUGUUGCACUUACUGGGGUUAAAGCUCUUUAGAGGAGCUAGAACUGAACCCCCAGGGACACACCAAUAUCAUUGCUACCCAGGCAGAUCCUGAGAAGGCACCAUCUCUUAUCCCCAUUGUCUUUGCCUCCCACUAAUUGCCCUUUUCCAUAUGUCCUGAAUAGGGCUUUCCCAGGAUGCAUGUUCUCAGAGGGAGCAGCCUGUUUCCCCCAGGUGAGGGUAGCAGAGGACUGGCUGAGUCCCCCCACCUGCCUCUAGGCCAGGCUCUUCCAGCCUCUGGUUUAGUGUAGCCCCCCUGAGUCCAGGCCUGUGUAUCGUCCCAGUGGCUCACUGACCUGGUGCCUUUUGAGGGGAGGGGGGGGUUCUGCUUGAAAGCCAGUUACCUGCCCUCUGCCCGCAGCUGUGGAAGGGGGUGUGCAUGUGCCUCUGUGUGUGUGGCUGAGUGUGCUACGUGUGUGUGUGCGCACGCGCGCGCGUGCAGGGAGGAAAGAAGGGAGCAUGGUGUCUCCCAUUCUACCGCCCGUUGGCAAGCCCCAUCAGCUGCCCCUUUUUACUUUGCAUUGAACGGCCUGUCCAAAGACCCUCUCUCUAGGGCAGCAGAGAGCUUUUUGCACUUUAAAAA
This is a messenger RNA of Castor canadensis (American beaver), 3305 nucleotides long. It is a transcript of the gene Kdm2a, whose product is annotated as lysine demethylase 2A. Lineage: Eukaryota; Metazoa; Chordata; Mammalia; Rodentia; Castoridae. The record is from RefSeq and is a predicted model, not a curated record. Gene Ontology annotation, molecular function: protein binding; zinc ion binding; DNA binding.